Molecule: messenger RNA, 2181 nt
Organism: Cladocopium goreaui
Lineage: Eukaryota; Dinophyceae; Suessiales; Symbiodiniaceae
Source: the annotation of a GenBank genome assembly
AUGGCGAAUGUGGUGGAUCAGGCUGAUGAUUCAGAGUUGUUGCUGGCUUCCAGAGCAGAGCUGGACAGAUGGGCAAACGCCUAUGUGGCCGUGAUGGGAGCCGCCCCGCUUGAAGAAGAAGAACCCAACGAAGCACAACUUUCUGCUCUCCAUAGGAGGGUCCACGUGUUGAGACAGCCUCCUUAUGCUGACUUUGGGGUGUGGCUCCCUUUUGCCCGUCGAACUCAGAAAGCACAAAAGUUCAGGGCAUACAUGCCUGUUGGAGACGGCACGUACGUUGUGAAGGAGAUGCCUGGACCGCAAAACAUGCUGCAGUGGAUGUCAUCCUGGAAGGUUUACAAGGUGGCCCUCAUCAUGCUGGACGUGGUAUCCUUGGCGGCCCUUCAAUUGUAUGAGAAGACGAUAGAAAGGUUGGUCAUGCAGUGGCCCAGAUGCUGGCACCUCAUCGUGCUGGCGGACGACAAGGGUCGGGCUGAACGGCUUGAGAAGUGGCGCAGGCGCUACAUGAUUGAGGAGGACGGAGGACGACCGGUCCCAAUGGAUUGGAGCAAGGAGAAGCCGUGGACUUCAUGCUUCAAAGCCCUGGCCCUCGACAACGAGUACUGGGAUGAGCAGGUUAGACAUCCGGCAGCCUCAUGGUUGGUAAGCGGUGGACGUGGUGUAGCAUUGGCCCCAGCUGAGCAGGUCGCUUUGGCCCAUCUUCCUGGAGGACUCGAGGCUUUGGAGGUCGACAAGGAAGAGGGGGGCGAAACCAGAAAGAGGCAAUCCAACCGCGACAGAAGGUUGGCCCGCACCAAAAGGAUCAAGCAGGAGCGGGAAGAGCUGGACAAGUUGCGGAAGUCGAAUGGUGGAGGACAAGCUGCAGGUUCUUCAAAGGCGAGGGGCAAAGGGAAGAGCAAAGACCAGGCGGGGGUCCAGAUCUGUUAUUCCUUUGCAAACGGAUCUGGGCCCUGUGGUAGCCUGGAACCCGGAGCCCCUUGUGUUCAGGCUAACGCCGUGCCGAUCGGGGGCUCCACGGAAGCAGGCGCGGUGGACAAGAUCAAGACAGAGCCAGCCGUGAAGGCAGAGGCACCGCAGCCAUGCGCGGAAGUGUGGUGGCCAGAGAGGGUCACAGAGGCGCUGAAGUCCUCUGUGGAUUUUGCGGAGUACAAGAAGAAGAGGAUCUUCACCUUCGCUCACUUCUUCUCGGGCAAGGAGGAUGUCCUGAGCGCGGCCGUGCGGAGGCUGGCUUCCCUGGAUGGGAUCACGCUAAAGUGCUACUCCUUUGAUCUGGAAGGGGAGCACGCGACGGACCUCAUGAAGGAGCAGCCCUAUGGGGACAUCCUGGACAACUGCCGCAAUGGGGAGUUGGACGCGGGCCAUGCUGGGCCGCCCUGCGGUUCCUUCUCAGUGGUGCGACAUAGACCUGGAGGACCCCCUGCAGUCCGCAACCUGGAGUGGAUAUACGGGCUGCCAUCCAACUCACCUCAACAGCAGGCUGAAGCCGACAAAGGUUCUCUCUUGGCCAUCAGGUCCACGCUCCUCCUAAGCGAGAUAGUGCAAUCGCAAAGGAGGCGCAAAGUGCCGGAAGCUGCAACACUUGAAAACCCUCCGGGAACUGAGACCCAAACGGAGGGGUCGAUGUGGGCACUGCCUGAGGUGGCCGACUUCAUGGAGAAGUUCCAAUGUGUGAAGGCUUGGUUCAACUCAUGCGCGUUUCAGCGCAAGGAGAGAGUCAGGUGGCUGAAGCCUGCGCAAUUUGGUGGGCGUUUGAGUGGCCUGGAGUCUUUGAGGAGGAAGUGCUCGUGCCCCAGGGAUUUCCAACAUCAGGUCUUGGUGGGCAAGCGGAGGACGAGCGAGUCAGCCAGGUAUCCCAAUGACUUGGCCAUGGAGUAUGCGCGGCUCUUGAUACAAGUCUUCAGAACGACUCUCAAUCUGGAGUGGUGGCGCCACCUGGAGAAGUAUCAUCGCGCUGAGCUCACACAGAUCCAACGCAACUGGAUACGCUCCAAGGAGAAGCACACGGCCCAGGAAGUUGACGAGGACGUCAUGAAGCACAUGCGGGGCAACAAGCGCUCGUGGGGAGAGGAGGACGUGAUGAUGGACCAUCUCCCGGACUCAAGCAGGGACACCAAGAAGGUCAGGCCAGCGAGCCAAGCCCGACUGCAGCCGAAAACAACCCUUGGCAUUUUCAAGUACUAA